Messenger RNA from Belonocnema kinseyi, 405 nucleotides. Its product is annotated as protein GVQW3-like. The transcript has a single exon. The record is from RefSeq and is a predicted model, not a curated record. NCBI's taxonomy places the organism in Eukaryota, Metazoa, Arthropoda, Insecta, Hymenoptera, Cynipidae. Bases 1 to 405 code for a protein of 134 amino acids.
AUGGCCGAUUGUCGAGAGCAACAUGUGGCUGUGAAAUUUUGUUUCCUGUUGGGGAAAUCAGCCACGGAAACUAUGGUAAUACUUAAGACUGCUUAUGAGGAUGCUGCCCUGAAUAAAACUAGAGUCUGCGAGAGGUUUUCGCGUCUUAAAAAUGGAGAAAUGUCAAUUGAAGACCAACUCCGUUCAGGGCGCCCCGCAACGUCAAGAAGUGACGAAAAUCUUGACAAAAUCAAUGCCCUCAUUCGUAUAUACCGUCCUCAAACCAUUGACCAACUCUGUGAGAUGAGUGGAAUAUCUUGGAGUUUAAUUCAUAGGACUUUAUCCGAAGAUUUGCGCAUGGGAAGAGUUGCAGCCAUAUUUGUCCCUCGCCUUCUCACAGGCGAGCAAAGCAAUCGUCGACUUUAG